CCGUGAUGCCAAGACCGUAUCGCCGAAUAAGUCCGUUGACAGGUCGAACAGAUGCACGCGAAAAGUCUCGCAACAGCCGUGGUGGCGACCGACGGGAUAGUGACUAGUUGAACGAGCUGAUGCUCUUCCCUUCUACCACAUCUGCGAAAGAGAGACUUACAGCACCCGCAUUCCGAUUGCUUGCUCUUUAUCGAUAGCGUCGACGUGUAGCCGCGCCUAAAUCGGCUCGCACUAGUCGCGUCAUCCUGGACCUCCGCCCAUCGCUGCAGCUUCAGCAUUCAACACACCCCAGCCUCCCCUCCAAUGUCCUCGAAUUCGGGCGACAGGAAACGGAAGCAUUCGGGCAAGACCAUCAAGGAACUCUUCACCACCCAGCAGAAGCCGAACACGUCCGCCACAGCGCCCAUCUCGCCGUCGAGCAAGCGUGCGAAGCUUGAUAGCUCCAACAACGGGUCUGCCGAGGCCGCUCCCUCUCCGCCUGCAACCGCCGCAAUGAGCGCCGCAAACAUGUAUCACUUUCCCAGCAAAAGGGCGGAUAUACCGAAUAAUGCGGAGAUUGUGGACAUAAGCUCGAGUCCGGACGCCAGCCCCGCGAAGCCUAACGGGCAGCGGAACGGCAUGCGCAAGACGGCGCCGAAUAUGCAUGCGAAUGCCGGGCCGAAGAAGCUGCUGGUGAAGAAUUUUAGGCCUACGAGGAAAGUUGAUCCAAAGGUGUUUCUCGACCAGACGUGGCAGAAGGUGGAUGCCGCGCUGGAGACCAUCUUUCGACAAGGCGAGAUCAACUUUAGCCUUGAGGAGCUGUAUCGCGGCGUGGAGAACCUGUGUCGGCAGGGGCUGGCGCAGGAUGCGAGGGAUAGGCUGGUGACGAAGUGUAAGGGAUAUGUGGGGGGGACGCUGAAGGAGAAGGUCAAGGAGGCGUUGGGUAGGAAGAAUGUUGAGGUUCUGAGGGCUACCCUGCAAGCUUGGACUACAUGGAACGACCAGAUGAAAUACGUCGACUGGAUCUUCUGCUACCUCGACCGCGCGUUUCUACUCCCGAGACAAGAGUCGCUCCACGACAUCGCCGUCGACCUUUUCCGCUCCAUCGUAUUCGAACAUCCGAAGCUCAAUCAUCGCAUCGUCGAUGGCGCCUGCGAUCUGAUAGCUGUCGACCGAGCAGGCGAGGAUCUAGAUCGGGAAAUGUUCUCCAAGGUGAUCAAGAUGUUCCACGAGAUGCAGGUUUACACAAAACAUUUCGAGCCGCGCAUGCUAGAGCUCAGUCAGACGUACGUCAAAGAGUGGUCAGACGCCGCUAGCGCGGAGCAGACGUUGCCCCGAUACGUCAAGAGCGCGCUGGAGCUCAUGAAGAAAGAAAUGGCGAGAGUGGAGAUCUUCAGGUUGGACGGUUCGACUCGACGGGAUCUGCUUACGCUACUAGAGGACCACCUCAUCUCACGAAAAGAGUCGAGAUUAACUAACCAGGACGAACUCGCCGAACUCCUUGAAGAUAAUGCCGUUGAAGAUCUAGAACUUUUAUACACUCUGUUUGAGCGCCGCAAACUUGGUGCCAACCUUCGAACAGCAUUCAUGAAGUGGAUAGACGACACCGGCACCGCCAUCGUUUUCGACGAGAAAGAGCAGGAUAGCAUGGUUAUCAAGCUGCUAUGCCUCAAACGCCAGCUCGAUACGAUUUGGAAGUUCUCCUUCCACCGCAACUCAGAUUUAGGCCACGGUCUACGUGAAGCUUUUGAGGGGUUCAUGAACAAGACCAAGAAAUCUAGUACGACCUGGAACACAGACAACUCGAAGCCCGGCGAGAUGAUCGCCAAGUAUGUGGAUAUGCUAUUAAGAGGGGGUGCUAAGGCCAUCCCGGCGCAGCUAACUCGCAAGGCCGACAAACCGGCUAUGCCAGACGCUGAGGAGGAUAAUGAAGAUGUGGUGUUUGACGAGGACACGGAAGUCAACAACCAGCUCGAUCAGGUCCUCGAUCUCUUCCGAUUCGUUCAUGGGAAGGCGGUGUUCGAAGCUUUCUACAAGAAGGAUCUUGCCCGUCGGUUGCUUAUGGGCAGGAGCGCCAGCGCUGAUGCGGAGAGGAGUAUGCUGGCGCGACUGAAGACUGAGUGCGGUGCCGGCUUUACCGCCAACCUAGAACAGAUGUUCAAGGACAUCGAGCUGUCUCGCGAGGAAAUGGCGUCCUACAAGAUGAUAUGCGAAGAGCGGAAUGAGAAGCACGCUAUCGCUAUUAACGUCAACAUUCUUUCUGCCUCAUCAUGGCCGACAUAUCCUACCGUGCCCGUUGUCAUACCACCGGAGAUCAAGAACGAGAUCGACAAAUUCGAGAGACACUACAAGGCGAAGCACUCCGGUCGCAAACUAGACUGGAAGCAUGCGCUCGCCCACUGUCAAGUCAAAGCCAAGUUUCCAAGAGGUAAUAAGGAGCUAGUAGUGUCUUCCUUCCAGGCCAUCGUUCUUCUACUCUUCAAUGGGUUGAAGGAGGAUGAGCACAUUGACUACAACUAUUUGAAGGAAGCCACUGGCCUACCACCUGCUGAACUAAACCGUACCCUCCAAUCCCUCGCCUGCGCCAAACUUCGGCCCCUGACCAAACACCCCAAGGGCCGGGAUAUCAACCCAACCGACACAUUCACCCUCAACGCGCACUUCACCGAUCCAAAAUAUCGCAUUAAAAUCAACACGGUCCAGCUCAAAGAGACCCCCGCCGAGAAUAAAGAAACACACGAGCGCGUCGCUGCCGACCGCAACUACGAGACCCAGGCUGCUAUUGUGCGGAUUCUCAAGGCGAGGAAAAGGAUUGCGCAUUCGGAGCUUGUCGCCGAGACAAUUAAGGUUACGCGGAGUAGGGGGACGCUGGAUGUCGCAGGCAUUAAGAGGAAUAUUGAUCGUUUGAUUGAGAAGGAGUUUUUGGAGAGGGAGGACGAUGGGAGCUACAGUUAUAUUGCGUAGAAGGUGUGGGUGGGGCGGGUAGGAAAGGGGAAGCAGAGGCAAGAAGAGAGCGUAGCACGGUGUGAAUUUGCAUACGGAUGGCCUACCUGGAUAGUAUAUCAAGGGUAGUCUUGGAUGUUGCAG
This is a messenger RNA of Trematosphaeria pertusa, 3066 nucleotides long. Its product is annotated as Cullin-domain-containing protein. NCBI's taxonomy places the organism in Eukaryota, Fungi, Ascomycota, Dothideomycetes, Pleosporales, Trematosphaeriaceae. Bases 304 to 2943 code for a protein of 879 amino acids. Gene Ontology annotation, molecular function: ubiquitin protein ligase binding. The record is from RefSeq and is a predicted model, not a curated record. The transcript is spliced from 5 exons. Gene Ontology annotation, biological process: protein ubiquitination; ubiquitin-dependent protein catabolic process; DNA damage response. Gene Ontology annotation, cellular component: Cul4-RING E3 ubiquitin ligase complex.